CGGGCGAGAAGGUUUGCUCGUAUGACAUGAGCGCCGGCCUGAGGAAUUGAAUUUUCCAAGUCGGAAGGAAUAUCUCUUCAGCAUCUCCCUCCAUUCCCGGCUCCCUUCCCGGUCUCUCUCUCUCUCUCUCUCUCCUCGAACUCCAGCACCGAGCGCCGGCCGCGCGCGCAAUGGCGAGGCGAGGGACCAUCACCCACGUCAUCUUCGACAUGGACGGCCUCCUCCUCGAUACGGAGAAAUUUUAUACAGAAGUCCAGGAAAUUAUACUUGCAAGAUAUAAUAAAACAUUUGAUUGGUCUCUCAAGGCAAAAAUGAUGGGCAAGAAAGCAAUUGAAGCUGCUCGAGUCUUUGUUGAAGAAACUGGAAUCAGUGAUGUUCUCACUGCUGAGGACUUUCUUGUGGAGAGGGAAGAGAUGUUAAAAACAAUGUUUCCCACGAGUGAGCUAAUGCCAGGGGCUAGCCGCUUGAUCAGACAUCUUCAUGCAAAAGGGAUACCAAUCUGCUUGGCUACAGGCUCCCAUAGGCGCCAUUUUGAACUGAAGACUCAAAGACACGGUGAGCUUUUUUCCUUGAUGCAUCAUGUGGUGCUUGGUGAUGACCCAGAAGUCAAACAAGGGAAGCCAUCACCAGAUAUAUUUCUGGCAGCAGCCAGGAGAUUUGAGGGUGGACCGGUUGAUCCACUCAAUGUUGUCGUGUUUGAAGAUGCUCCUGCUGGAGUUAACGCCGCGAAAAAUGCUGGGAUGUUUGCGGUUAUGGUGCCAGAUCCCAGGCUUGAUAGCUCUUUUCAUGAUGUAGCGGACCAAGUACUGAAAUCUCUGUUGGAUUUCGAUCCAUUGGAAUGGGGUUUGCCCCCCUUUGACAGAAAAGCUGAGAAUUCAUUUGAAAAUCAGACGAUGUGCAAUGGCAUCUCGUGUCAAAUUCAUUUAUGAAAGAUGGAGGGUGAUUGGGCUCAAUCUGAGGUUGUUGAGGUGUAGAUGUGUUGGCGACACUCUGAAGGAAAACCCUUCUUCCAUCCUCUGUUUUCUGCAUCUCAUAGUGUGGAGGAAGAAGCCGCAAGAGUUUCUGAGCUCAUCUGGGAUAAUUAUACUUCCCAGUGUGGAUUUUUUGGUUGGUGUCACUUUUGACCGAGAGAAAGCCUGUGUCAAUUUAAUUUCUGUAAGUUGUGUUACAUGAUCGGAUCACUUUGUUUAGGAGAAUAAUUAUGUCGGAGGAGUCCGGACGGUAGAAAGUGCAUCUGUCCUUGCGAGGAUGAAAAUGGGCAACGAGUGCGGGCAUGACUCGCAUUGCUUCCAUUAAGAUUUCUUUGAACA
This is a messenger RNA of Eucalyptus grandis, 1310 nucleotides long. RefSeq names its product (DL)-glycerol-3-phosphatase 2. Gene Ontology annotation, molecular function: sn-glycerol 3-phosphatase activity. The record is from RefSeq and is a predicted model, not a curated record. Bases 171 to 929 code for a protein of 252 amino acids. Lineage: Eukaryota; Viridiplantae; Streptophyta; Magnoliopsida; Myrtales; Myrtaceae. Gene Ontology annotation, biological process: glycerol biosynthetic process. The transcript has 7 exons.